CAGGGUUCUUUAGGAAGAAAAAGUUUUGGUGUUGCUGCGACUACGGCUUCUAGUUCACGGAAUACAACGAGAGAUCGAGGCUCAACAAGCAGAGGGGGUUCAGGUCGAAAACCAGUUAGAUAUCGUGCUG
This is a messenger RNA of Ambispora leptoticha, 130 nucleotides long. The record is from the annotation of a GenBank genome assembly. Lineage: Eukaryota; Fungi; Glomeromycota; Glomeromycetes; Archaeosporales; Ambisporaceae.